This is a messenger RNA of Callithrix jacchus (white-tufted-ear marmoset), 30786 nucleotides long. RefSeq names its product Bardet-Biedl syndrome 9 (gene BBS9). Gene Ontology annotation, cellular component: BBSome; membrane. NCBI's taxonomy places the organism in Eukaryota, Metazoa, Chordata, Mammalia, Primates, Cebidae. Gene Ontology annotation, biological process: cilium assembly. The record is from RefSeq and is a predicted model, not a curated record.
CGCAGUGGCAUCCGUUGUAAGUGCUAUGACAACCGUGCGAAGAUGGCUCGGAGUUAGGCUGGAGAGGGGAGGUGUCCCUUCCGCCGCGGCCGUCGGGUUUCUGCUGCGUCCCACUCGCCGCCUCCUCCAUCCUUUCCUCCUCUGUGUGAGCAGAAGGACUUGCAGUUGUUCUUGCCUGCCCAGUGUCUUCCAAGGGAUAGAUGCCGCUUCCUCUGCUGGGCUCUGGGGGUGACGGGGGCGCAGGGGAGCUUUCUGGGGGAAUUGCUCCAACUCUGUGGAGCUAGUGGUGCUGCCUGGUGGAGCUCUCUCUUUGCCCGGAACGUGGAACAAGUUCGAAGGCGAGAACGAGAGGGAAUAGUAAAGCUAAAGGUCGCUUUUCUCUGCACCCUCCGUUCUUGCUCCCUCUGUUCCGUCACUGGGACCUUGUCAGGCGUUCAGAAAGGGAAAUUUGCGGAACUAAGGUUCACAGAAAGGUGGGACAGAGCUCAUCUGACGUGGCAUCAGAGUGAAAGAAGAUGUCUUUAUUUAAAGCCCGUAAUUGGUGGUCGACUAUUCUAGGAGAAAAAGAAGAAUUUGAUCAUGGCUGUUUGUGUUUGGCUAACGUUGACAAUAGUGGAAAUGGACAAGAUAAGAUAAUUGUGGGUAGCUUUAUGGGAUACCUCAGGAUCUUUAGCCCCCAUCCUACAAAAACAGGAGAUGGAGCUCAAGCUGCAGAUAUGCUUCUAGAAGUGGAUCUACGAGAUCCGGUGCUUCAAGUGGAAGUAGGAAAGUUUGUUUCAGGUACUGAAAUGCUGCAUUUGGCUGUGUUACAUUCUAGAAAACUUUGUGUCUACUCUGUCUCAGGAAUCUUGGGUAAUGUGGAACAUGGGAAUCAAUAUCAGAUGAAAUUGAUAUAUGAACAUAAUCUUCAGAGAACAGCCUGCAAUAUGACCUAUGGACCAUUUGGUGGUGUCAAAGGUCUCCCUCUAUUGUCCAGGCUGGAGUAUAGUGACAUAAUCAAAGCUCACUGUAACCUUGAACUCUUGGGCUCAAGUGAUCCUCCUACUUCAGCAUCGCCAGCAGGUCGAGAUUUAAUUUGUAUCCAGUCUAUAGAUGGGAUGCUGAUGGUGUUUGAGCAGGAGAGCUAUGCUUUUGGAAGGUUUCUCCCCAGCUUUCUUCUGCCCGGCCCUCUUGCCUACAGUUCCCGUACAGAUUCCUUCAUUACGGUCUCUUCCUGCCGACAAGUGGAAAGUUACAAGUACCAAGUACUUGCUUUUGCAACAGAUGCAGAUAAAAGGCAGGAGACUGACCAGCAAAAACUUGGUUCUGGAAAAAGACUAGUUGUGGAUUGGACUCUAAAUAUUGGAGAGCAAGCCCUUGAUAUAUGUAUUGUCUCUUUCAAUCAGUCAGCAUCCUCUGUUUUUGUUCUUGGUGAGAGAAACUUUUUUUGCCUUAAGGAUAAUGGACAAAUUCGAUUCAUGAAGAAACUUGAUUGGAGCCCAAGUUGUUUUCUGCCAUAUUGCUCAGUCUCUGAAGGGACAAUAAAUACUUUGAUUGGAAACCAUAAUAGCAUAUUGCAUAUUUAUCAAGAUGUGACACUGAAGUGGGCCACCCAACUUCCCCACAUUCCUGUAGCAGUAAGAGUGGGCUGUUUGCAUGAUUUAAAGGGAGUGAUAGUCACUCUGAGUGACGAUGGUCACUUGCAGUGUUCAUACUUGGGGACAGAUCCUUCUCUGUUCCAAGCUCCAAACGUUGAAUCUCGAGAACUGAACUAUGAUGAACUUGAUGUAGAAAUGAAAGAGCUGCAGAAAAUCAUCAAAGAUGUUAACAAAUCACAAGGUGUUUGGCCCGUGACCGAGAGAGAAGAUGACUUGAGCGUUUCUGUUGUGGUUUCUCCUAACUUUGAUUCAGUUUCUCAAGCAACCGAUGUUGAGGUGGGAACUGACCUUGUCCCUUCGGUCACAGUGAAGGUCACACUACAGAAUAGAGUGGUAUUGCAAAAAGUCAAACUAUCCGUCUGCGUGCAACCACCGUUAGAAUUGACUUGUGAUCAGUUCACCUUUGAAUUUAUGACACCAGAUUUGACUAGAACAGCAAGCUUUUCUGCUUAUCUGAAAAGAAGUUACACACCAUCUGAACUGGAAGGAAAGGCUGUGGUUUCUUAUUCCAGACCAACAGAUCGAAAUCCUGAUGGCAUUCCUCGAGUUAUCCAAUGUAAAUUUAGACUUCCCCUAAAGUUAAUUUGCCUCCCAUGUCAGCCUUCAAAAACUGCAAGCCACAAAGUGACUAUUGAUACCAACAAAUCUCCGGUCAGUCUUCUUGGUCUCUUCCCAGGCUUUGCCAGUCAGUCAGAUGACGAUCAGGUGAAUGUAAUGGGUUUCCACUUCUUAGGAGGUUCCCAAGUUACUCUUCUUGCUUCCAAAACUUCUCAACGAUAUCGCAUUCAGAGUGAACAAUUUGAAGAUCUUUGGCUCAUAACCAGUGAGCUUAUUCUUCGCCUUCAAGAAUAUUUUGAAAAACAGGGAGUCAAAGAUUUUGCAUGUUCUUUUUCUGGAUCUAUGCCCCUUCAAGAAUAUUUCGAGUUGAUUGAUCGUCAUUUUGAGCUACGGAUGAAUGGUGAAAAAUUAGAAGAACUCUUAUCUGAGAGAGCUGUGCAGUUUCGGGCUAUUCAACGCCGGCUCUUAACAAGAUUCAAAGAUAAAACCCCUGCCCCUCUUCAGCACCUGGACACCUUGUUAGAUGGAACCUAUAAGCAGGUAAUCGCUCUAGCAGACGCAGUGGAGGAAAACCAAGGCAGUCUGUUCCAGUCGUUCACCAGGCUGAAGAGUGCCACCCAUUUGGUGAUUCUGCUGAUCGGGCUGUGGCAGAAGCUUAGUGCUGACCAGAUUGCCAUUCUGGAAGCGGCAUUUCUGCCGCUACAGGAAGACACCCAAGAAUUGGGCUGGGAAGAAACGGUGGAUGCUGCCAUCUCCCACCUGUUGAAGACGUGCCUGUCGAAGAGUUCAAAGGAGCAGGCUUUGAACCUCAACAGCCAGCUGAGCAUCCCCAAAGACACAAGCCAGCUAAAGAAACACAUCACCUUGCUUUGCGACAGGUUGGCCAAAGGCGGCCGUCUCUGCCUCAGUACCGACGCGGCGGCCCCGCAGACCAUGGUCAUGCCAGGUGGUUGUACUACAAUCCCAGAGUCAGACCUAGAAGAAAGAUCAGUAGAACAAGACCCAACGGAACAGUUUACCAACCACAGACAUCUCACUGCAGACACAUCCAGGCCUGUAUUAUAUCAGAGGGAGACAGAACCGAGAGCCACAGAAUAAGGCCUGCAGCUGGGAAUAACAAUAAUCGUGUGAUGUUGUCUACUCCAUACUCAGCGCCUCCCAUUCCAGGAUCCAUUCUGCUAUUUCCAUAACACUCCAAAUGAUUUCACAUCUGUAAGUAAUUAGUUGCAAAAUAAUCUGCCUUGGGACUGUGGGUGAGAGAGGGUUGGGCAGCAGAAGUUCCAACUGUGGUCUGACAAUGUGUAAAUCACGUAUUCCUUCCUUCUGCUUUGUCUGCCUAUCGACUGUAAAUACAUUACCCGGGUCAAGGCUAGGCCUGCAAAACACAGCCCUUUGAGAAGCUCAGGACUGAUGUUACCCGCCACAAUGGCACCGCCAGCUUCACAGUUUACAAAGCUCCUCCCUGACAUUAUCAGAAUGAUUUUCACAGCAAUCCUGAGAGGUGGGCGAGGGUAAGGUUUCCAUCUACUGUGUGGUGAAGUCAGAAGAUGACACGAUUUGUUUUGUUGUUUUCUUGCAAACAUUUUCCUAACAGUUCAUUAACUACAGUAACGCACAUAUGGAGGAGUGUAAGAAAUUAAAAUGACGGAGAUGGAUGAAUUGUCCCAAAGAGAACACUCUCAUGGAAUCAGUACCCAGGUCGAGAAACAGAACAAUAGCAACACUUGCGUGACCCCUUCCAGUCACCAUCCCCCAAGGGGGACCACCAUGCUGACUCCUAAAUAGGUGACAGGACCCUUGGAGUUAGUUUCAUGUGGAGAGGUCUGCUCGAUGCCUCUUGGAAUACAUCUUCACAUGCAAUGCAAGGCACAUGAGGAAUCAAUAAGGGAUGAAGAUUACCCAGUGUGAAGAAAGCUCAUCCGAGUUGGGACUGAAUACCAGGCUCCAGCGGAUGAAGGCUGAGUGUGUCUGUGGGAUAUUACAGGAAAUUUUAUCCGUUGCUAUCAAGAACUGACAAAAAGUUUACAUAGAAAAAAGAAAAUACGUUUCUUUCACUUUUAGAAAUUUGUGGGCAAGGAGAAAUACAGUUCUUUCUAUGGACAUUUUAAAACUCAGGCUGUAACUGCUCCUUGAAAGAUAACUUUGGUUUAAUCUUAACCAGAGGUAAGGAAUGGACCAUGUGAUCUUUCGAGAGUGUUUCCUUUCCCUCCCUGUGCCUGGCUGAGUAUUUCUGUCCAUCUCUAUGGGAAGACCGCAUUGUGUUCCUUUAAGGAAAAUGGCGUUUUGCUGGGACUAGGAGGCCGGUGUCUAAUUUACUUCUUUCCCUAGGAGAUGAGUAUGUCCCAGACAUGAAGGCUUUGCCGAUGAAUGUGCUGCGUCUCUGGGAUGGGCAGAGCUGAAGACCGACGGUAAUUGCUCCAGCCAGUAUCUUCAUCAGGUGGAUUUUGGAAGCUUACUCUCCCAUGUCCUCAGCACUAUUCUCCUUUAAGUUUUCUCCACGGUCUGGAGAAUUAGAAACCUACAGGCAACAAGCGACUUGUGGAGGAGUAGGCUGAGACUGUGCGAGGGUCAGUGCUGCCUUUGAAUGGAGCCCUUCUAGACUUGGUUGAACAAGGUCUAUGUUGAUGUGGCCUCCACUAGAAAAGAACCUGGGAGGCAGAGGUUGCAGCGAGCUGAGAUUGCACCAUUGCACUCCAGACUGCGCAGCAAGGGCUAAACUCUCACCUGAAAAGAAAAAAAAGAAAGACUCUCUCUCUUUUGAGUCGGUGUCGUCCCCUUGCUCCACCCCAGACCCAGUGAGCUCUGAACAGAGGCAUGCUAAUAUGAAAAGAGACAGCCAAGGUUUUACAUUAUGUCCAUUAAGAGAUGAAUUAUUCUCUUAAUCGUUUUUUGUUUCAUCCUCAAAUAAUUCAAAAGCUUUUAAUUCAAUGAAGGUUUGAAAAAUAGGUAAGCUUAUAAUUUUGCAAAAAAUGUGGUCAGAGAAGGAAGAAUACCCAGGGAACUUUCUAGAGGAUAUUGAGAAUGACCUAGUGACGUGCCAUUCACCUCUCAUGUCAACGCUACAAGGACGCUGCCCAGUUUCGGCUCUUUAAUGUUUUAGAAGUGCUCGGACUAUCUUUUUUACUCUUAUCAAAAAGUUUAAGACAGAGUUUGGGUUAGAAUCUUUUUUAAAAAGUUGACAUUUCUUCCCUGAUAAACACUUGCGUUCUUCUCUACACAGAUGUACCUGCUUACAGAGAUAUACUAUUUUAAUUCACGUUUUCAUCUUUGCCCUGCAGUUACAUAAAAAUGCAGAUAAUGAAUAAAAUCUGCAGGGUAAUGUUAUGAGGUUAGUUCUAAAAUGAGUGAACAGAAUGAGAAGGACAGGUUUCUUAGCUGGAUUUGAUGAUACUGUGUAUUGCAGAUAGCUUUGCCCGAGCAAGGAAGGGAACACAGCAGCUCUUGAGGCUGCUGCCAACCUAGUUGUCACUUCGCUCCUAGAUUCCUGGAUAUGGCGUCUCCAUACCAAUCUGAAAACAUAAGAGAGCUUGAAGAAAAGCAUAGACUCAAAUGCAAUAAUCACUUGGGAUAAAUAUUCUAAAUGUAUUUUUAAACAAGCCAUUGUUUAACCACCAUGAAAUACGGUCACUUAUCUCCAAAGGGAAAUAUUUAGAAUAUGAACCUCUCUUGCUGUCACAUGGUAUAAACAGAAAAGCAGGGACGUUUCCACUCAAGAGGUGCCCAGAUCAAGCCUUUUCCGAAUGACAGGAAGUGGAACCGAGACACCAUGUUAUACCUUAGACCAUCACAUUCUCUUGCAUCUCUGAAGAUGAAAUGAAAGAUUUAAACUUUAAGACAUUUAUUUUACAGCAUUUGAAUUAUAAAUGUGAGUUAUUUAACAGACAUUUUGAAAAAUGUACAGAAAAGAAAACUAAAUAAAAUAACGAAAUCUCCUUAAUCUCAUGACUCUUGCCUUAAACAAUAAAUUCGGGUUUUUGUUUGUUUGGAGUCAAAGUUCCGCUGUUGUUGCCCAGGCUGGAGUGCAGUGGCACAGUCUCGGCUCACUGCAACCUCUACCCCCGGGUUCAAGUGAUUCUCCUGCCUCGGCCUCCCGAGUAGCUGGGAUUACAGGCAUGCACCACCACACCUGGCUAAUUUUGUAUUUUUAGUAGAGGCAGGGUUUCUCCAUGUUGGUCAGGCUGGUUUCAAACUCCUGAGCUUGUGAUCCACCCACCUCGGCUUCCCAAAGUGCUGGGGUUACAGGCGUGAACCACUGUGCCCAGCCAUAAAUACAGUUUUAACGCAAGUCUGGCUCAAUUCAAAUGUGUAUUUACAGUUCUCUGAGUUUCAACAGCCCCGGGUAGCCAGCAUCCAGAGCAGUGGGGACACCACCAGCCCCAGAAGUCCCUGAUGUCCCUUCUGGUCAUGACUCUGUUCCCUCCUCCAGGUCAUCGGCCCCUGCCUUCUUUUCUAACAUAUUUAAAUAAUUUUCACUAUUUUUUUCAAUUUUUUUAAUUUUGAAAAAUUUCAAACUAGGAAAACUGAAAUAACAGUACAACGAACACUCACAUUGUCUGUACCUAGAUUGACUUAUUGCGAGCAUCUUGCCGUAUUAUUUCUCUGAACCAUUCUAAAGUUGUAAACAUCAUAUUUUCCCCCUCAUAAAAUGAAUCAUUGAUAAACCAAUGCAGUUAUAAUAGUCAUAUUUCCCCCAUAAUUUCAAUAGCUUUAUAGUUUUUUAAAAACUACACAUGAUAUGAUCAGUCAUUUACUAUCAUUUAACGACUUGACUUCAUUUAGUCUCCUUUAAUCUGGAAGAGUCUUUCUGCUCUCUCUCUUUUGUAAUAAUAACAUUUUUCAUGUCUAGGCUGUUUGUGUAAAAUAGUCUUCAAUUUGAAUUUGUCUGGCUGUUUCCGAAUGAUUCUAUUCAAAUUAAAUAUUUUGGCCAAAAUACCCCUAGUGAUGCCAUAGGUUACAUUUCCGGAGUUGGGGUGUUUUUUCUUCCAUAUCUCCAAGUACUUGUUAUUUCAUUAAGAUGGGGUGUUCACAUUUUCUCAUGCUUUGUUAUUGUUUGGGGAGGAAGAAAGUUCAUCAGCUAAAAGGUUUUUUAUGAUCUGCUUUCAUCUUCCAGUCGCUUGUAUGGAGAUGGCGCUGUUUACCCUUCGUUUUGAGAUGUUUUCUUUCCUGGACCAGGCAGCAAUUACUGUCACAUGUAGAGAGAGGUGAGGAAGUGAGGACCAGGUGGUACAUGAGGUUUCUGAAUUCAAGAUAUUCUUCUGUUUGUUUGUGAAGUGCAAUUUCAUUCAACAUUGACCCCUUUUUGGGGAGAGGCGCUUUGCCUUCUGAUUUUGUGAUUCUCCUGUUUCUACAGUACUUUAAUUUCUAUUUCUUUUUUGUUUUUCUUCAACAUCAAAUCUCUGAAGGCUGCCCUUUCCAGUUAAUCCUUUUCCUCUGGCUUCCAGAGAUUCCUACCUCUCUUCCUGCAGACUUUCAAUCUCCUUGCUUGUAAUUCUCGGUAGCCAUUGUCUCACACCUGUGUUCAGUGUUCCCAUUCGGGAUGAGACAUUCUGGCGGUGGGGGGGAGUUUUCCAUACUUACUCCCCUGCUUUCCUCUCCUCUUUUCUGCACUUGUUCUUCUGAAUUUAGUCAUUUAUUUACCUGUUUUACAUAAUUUGAAGUUUGAAGUAUUCUCUGCCUCAUAUUACGCCGUAGGCUUGGGUUACUGGUGGUUUUACUUGUACAUUUCGUUGGUCUAUGUGGUUUUCCGGAAUAUUUGGGAAGAGAUUCAGAAUACAGAAUAUUUCCUUUUGAGUUUUAUUUCCUUUCCACCUUUUUUCCUGUUAGAAGUUUACAUCAUUGUCAUCAUGGGUCUAUUCAGUGUGUUCCUUUUAACUUAAUAUCAUUGCGAUUUUCCCAGUUUCCUUCAUAAUCCUGUAGAUGCCAUCAUAUUUGUCGGUGGGCCCAUAAUAUAUUUUCCAAGUGGAGAUGCCAUGCUGUAUUUUAUCACUUUUCUGUUGCUGGAUGUUUACACUGGAGAAGGACAAUUACAAGUGUGUUUGGCAUGAAGAGAUUUAGCUCAGGCCAUUUUGAGGGAUGAGCACUUGGCUCAGGAUAAACAUAUAAUAAAUCUUUGUGGAAUCAAUGAUUCAGAAGAAAAAUAAAACUGGAUAACAUUGCCCAAAUGCGAAAAAACUGAAGCAUCUUUUCAAAUGUCCAGUUAAAACAUAUAAAUCCCAUAUCCUAAAGGAAUUUCAUUAACUGUUUAGGACUUCAUUUGAGGCCCACCAGAAAUAAAAUGUUCUGGGAUUGUCAGAUUGAAUAAAGUUGAAAACUAAGGUGUUCGCUGGAGUCAAAAUGCAACGAUUGUGUCUUAGAGUGAAGGUCAUGACAAAGAGCUUCGAUCUGAGGGUAACUUUUUUUCAGGGUGACUCCUGGGGAUAAGUAACCGUGUGACCUUGUCAGUUUGUUCUCCAUUGCAUGGGUGGUGAUGAUUGAACCAGAGCAAUGAAUGGGGCUUGCAGUGCUGGAUGUGGUCAGUCUCCAUAAAUCAUUUCUUCCAUUGUCUGAAUACAUUUGGGCAUCCAUAGUAGUUUAUUUCCAAAGUAUAUAAAGAAGCAGAGGCCAAGGGUGUAAUCUUGGAGCUGUUUAAAUAGAGUGGUUCCAGUCAAGACACGCAGCUGUUCCCAAUUAUUAGCCCAUAUAUUCUAGGUGCCAGGGAAAACUCACAAGGGUGUCACUAAAUUGAAUUUUAAAGUGACCUCCUGUUCAGAUGAAAAUCUCCUAGCUGUUGUUUUUUUCCCCCGAAUACUGGUCUCCUAUUGAAUGAGUUAGCAACACUCUUGUUAUGAAUGAAUCAUUGCUACUGCCUAUAGAGGAAAUCUGGAUUGUUCCAUAGGGUUUUCAAGGAACAUCAACUUACCUUCCAGCGAACCCCUUGUAAAUGCUGCUAGGCCAAAAGCCUGAACACAAGGGCAAGUUGGAAAUCUUCAAAAAGGGCACACUCCAAAGCUUAUCACAGAUGACAAGAGUAGCUCCUUGCCAGAGCUGUCCCUGAAAAAUAAGAUCCCUUGGACAUGGAAAGGCCAUCUCCCAACACAAAACCUUACCAUGGGAUGCCCAGGUGCCCCUUCCACCUGAUUCCAUCCACUUCCGGGCUGAAGAGCAAAACUUCCGCAGUCACGUGGUCUGGGAUUACACCUCGGCUUUAUCACCUACGUAGCGUGAUCUCAGGCAAGUUAGUUAGACUUUCUUUUAAAGAAAAUCCCCUUCGUUGUGUCUGUAAAAUGGAGAUAAUAAACUACUAACUUAAUAGGAUUGUUGUGAGAAUUUAAUGAAGUUACCUAUUUAAAGGGCUUAUCAAAUGCUCACUGCCAGUUUCCUCCUCCUCCUCCUCCUGGCCAUCAUCACUGACCAUUGUCCUACCUCCCAAGGGAAAUAUAUGUGAAAGUAAAACUCUGUUUUUCUUUAUCUGACUCCCUUUAUUGAAGUUACCCAUUUGCUGAACAGGGGCAAUUUAAAUUAUUCAAGGCAACCUAUUUUCUUUUUCUCCUUCCACAUGUGUAGAGAUUACAGGGAGAUGCCUGAGCCCCUGUUUCACAAUCCACAAAGCUAAGGGAAUCAUUUGUUAGGCCAAUGGAAACAUCUCUUGGGGUCACUUGCCGAGCCAGAAUGUCACACCGCACAGUUUUCAAAACUGACCUUAAGUCAGUGAAAAAUUCCUCAUUGAACACACUUUCCCUAGAAAAUUUCAAGAAUUAAAGCUUGAGAAAAAAUACAUUUGGUGAAUAUCGACGUAAAACAUGAAAAGUGAUGUAUAUAUAAUUCUAUGUGCCUCAGGAAAAUAUAGCAAUAGGAUAUUUAUUUCAUAAAUAUGAGCAAGGCCCAUUUAAUUAGUUGUCAGAGCGAGUGAGUCUGUGUCUCAAAGCACAUAUGAAAGCUCUCUGAACAGCAGCACAGAGGGUUUAUUUAGUUGUUCUGUUUUACUGCGGUAAGGUGCCAAGCUGACUCCAGAGAAAUCUUGCCAUGUGGUGCCUAGGAGUCUAAGUCCUAAAUUGAAUGUCAGCUGCUCUCCGUCCGUCCCCUGUCAAGAAAGCAACCUCAAGAGAAUGAGCCUUUUACUUCACACAAGCGAAUUUCUGAUAGCUGGUGUUUAUGAUUGUUUUUACAUACAGUUUUUAUGACUUGUUUUACUUAUUUUCUGUAAGUUUCCUCGAUUAUAUGUCCCUGAGUUCAGUUUUCCCCUUUUAUUCCCUCAGAGCUAACUGCAUUUGAUAUGCUGCGUUUGAUAUGCUAUCUUUUAUUAUGCAGAAGCCCUUUGAUCUCUAUGGAGGAAAGGCGCCAUAUAAAUGCAGAAAUCCGUUAUAAUCAUACAGAAGAGUGGCUUUCUGGGGGAAGUCCAGCUCAGCAGUGCCGCUGGAUAGAACACUGUACUAGGCUGUGGAAUGCGAAUGCCAAAGCGUCUGUUCAGAUGACGGCUGGUUUUAGGAGUUUCUUUUUCACAUUUCCUUUCUUACCGAAGUAAACAUAUACCCAAAAACAGUGCACACAUUGUAAGUGUUCGGCUUGAUGAAUUUCAGCAUACUGAAUACACCCAUGGAACCAGCACCCACAGCCAGAAAUAGAACAUGGCAGUGUCCCUCAUACCCCUUCUCAUUCCCUACAACCCCUAAGGUCACCACCGUUCUGACUUCUAUCACCAUAGAUUACUUUCACUUGAUUUUGAGCUUCAGAUAGAUGAAAUCACACUGUCUAUACUCUUUAGGACCUGGCUCUUUGUGCUCAGCACAAUGUGAGUGACAUUUACCCAUGCAGCAAUUCUCCAGGUCUUUCUGUUUUAUGGUAUUUUAUUGUACAAGUGUAUUAUUUAUCCAUUCUCCUACUGAAAGAUAUUUUAAUUUCCAAUGUUUGGCUUAUCUAUAGUGCCACUAUUAAUAAUAUUUUUGUAUGUGUCUUUUGGUGAACAUAUGUAUGUAUUUAUUUUGGAUAGGUACAUACAAGUGGAAUUCCUGGACCAUGAAGUACAUAUGCAUAUGCUUGAUGUUGGGAGUUAUUGCCAAACACUUUUCAGAAAUGGUUGUACCAAUUUUUGCUCCCAUCAGUGGUGUAUGAGGUGCUCCGGUUGCUCCAUAACCUCUCUGAGGGUCACCAGAUUAUCCACUUGUCCCCAUUUGCCUCUUUGGCAUAUAGAUUAUUUUGAGCUAAAGGCCAUUGAGAACCAGUAGAUGCAGGAAAAGCCCUUAAAACAGCGCACAAGUUUUCCUAUUGUAAAGCAAAUUUAUGUUAUAAAGAAAAUUCCACUUGUAGAAAUGUCUUCUCUCCCAUACCAAGAAGAGGAGGAUUCUUAACAACUCUUAUCAAUGGAGAAAGCGCCAACUUAAAUCCACUCAACACACUUUACUGAACAACCCUUUUUGACCAUACUUUUCCCAGUCACCUUCCUGUAACUUGUCUCCCCCACCAGGAAGCUCAAACUGAGUUCUAACCACCCUUAGGACCCGUCACUAGACAGUCCCGUGUGUAAACCCCAUGCACAUGCGAAUAAACUUCUUUGCUUUUCUGUUGUUAAUCUGUCUUUAGCCAGUCUAAUUUACAGACCCCACUGAGGAACCUAAGAUGGGUAGAGGAAGAGAUGUUUUUCAUUUUCUGCUACUCAUGUUGGCAUUGCUAGUCUUUCAAGUUUCAGCCAUCCUGUCGGAUGUGUAGGGAAGAAGCAGUAAUAUCUCUCCCUCACCUAUUUAAAGAUUCAUGGCUAAGACGCCCGUAAUAAAAACAGAAUAACAAGAGAAAAGCAUAGCAAACUUAUUUAAGUUUGACGUAACACUGAGGGAUCCAGAAAUGAAGUCCCCAAGAAGUCAAGAAAGCUGCGUAUGUUUAAUGGACAGUCAUGCAGAAGUAUGACCGGCGAGCAAAGGGUGUGUGAUCCAUCAACAAAGCGGGGGGAACACAGAGAGGCCGUUUCGUCCAGAUUCUUCUGUGCCUUAAUUUCUUCUAAGGAAGACUGAUGGAAUGAGGCUCUUAAAACUUACUUUAGAGGAUGGUUGGAUGAUUCUUUUGUGGCCUCCUUCAGGGGAGAGUGGCUGGGGAAAGUCAGCGAGGGCUUCCUGCUUCUGCUGAUUCCUCAAAUGCCGACAUGCCAUAAUUUGGGGAGAGCAUGUCCUGAUCCAUCUCGCUGUGGUUUUAAUUUUCACUUUUUUGAUAAGUAAUGAUGCUGGACAUUUUUACAUAUGUUUAUUGGCCAUUGAUAUAUUUCCUUUUGUGAAGUGCCCCUUCAAGUCUGUUUAUUUUACUAUAAAGUUGCCUUUUAUUUAUUGGUUUAUGAGAGUUUUAAAUUUUAUUCUUGUGAUAAGUCCUUUGUCUGGUAUGCUGUCUGUCUCAGAGAUGACUCUUAUUCUUCCUGUGGCUUAGAUUUCACUUUCCUAAGGGUGUCUUUUGAUAACACAAGUUCUUAAUUUUAAUAUAUUCCAAUGUGUAUGUAUUUUUCCUGAAGGAAAAAUUAUUUACUGCUUUUGUGACCCAUUAAGAAAUCUUUUCUUACUCCAAGUUGUAUAGCUAUGCUGUUUUCUUCCAUAAACACUCUUGUUUUGUUUUUAUAUUUAUAUCUGCAAACGCUUUGGAAUUGAAUUCAUGUACAUGGUUUGUGAUGGGGGUGAAUAUUUACUUUUAUUUCUAUGUAGCUUUGCAAUUGCCCCAGCAUCAUUUAUUGAAAAGAUCUCACUCUCUCGAUUGAAAUUUACUUUUGAAGCAAGUUCAAGGUCAAAAUUUAUAGCAGGGAGAUGACUCUCUCAUGCACAGGUUUUCAAACUGUUAUGCAGGGGCAUCACCAUGGAAUGGGUUUAAUAUGUAGAUACCUAGGCCACCCCCAGAGACUCUGAUCUGUUGCUGGAUGAUUCUCAUGCCUUGAGGCCUGGCUGGUACUCUGAGGAUUGAUGCUUCCCUCAGAACCACCCUCAGUCAACCAGACUCUGAAUCUCUCUGCCUCCUUCCUAUGUGCACAGAGACUGUGUCUCCUGUAGGUUACUGUGGCAGCUAUGAUUAGUUAACAAGUUAAUUUUGGGGGACUCUGUUUAACCAACUCAAAUAUUUUGUUGAAUUAAUAUGCUCUCAUCAUUAGUAUCUAUCAGUUAAAUCAUUGACGUGAGUUUCACGUGAGCAUUCCACUACCUCAUUUACCACCCCAUUCUGGUACUUGAAGUCCACGGCACAGCACAUCCGCCGAGACAACUUGAUUAUAUAGCUUGCCCCAUUGUCAUUUCAUCCUUCUGUUAGGAUCUGGCACAUUCAAUUAGCCUUGAGUGAACACCUACUGUUUGCCACGCAAAUAAUCAACCUUUUAUCCUCAAGGCUCUUAGAGUCCCUGGUAGAAGUGUGGGCACUGACCGACUUCCUGACAUGUGAGUGCAGUGAACAGUGAUGUACGCCGUAAAUGGGAGGGCUGUGUGCUCCUUCAGAGGAGGAGGAAAUUGCCCCCUCCUUGUCGGAGGGCAGAGAAGCCUCAGUAGUGGUGGUUGAGCUGGGUCUUAAAGAGUGUGUAGGAGUUCAGUGAAGGUUAAGUGGGUGAGGCUAUUUCAGGUAGAGGAAAAAGACAUGAAACAGCUCAGCACGGUUAAGGAACUGCAGAUGAUUCCUCAUGUGUGCAACGUUUCAGCUCAGCACGGUUAAGGAACUGCAGAUGAUUCCUCAUGUGUGCAACGUUUCAGGAACUCAGAAGCCCCUGUAAGUUGGGAGGUAGGACCGCUGUCCCACUGAAUUUCAAACAAGUCAUUCCCAACUGCCAGACGGAAUUCCCAUUUAAAUUAGUGAAAUUUUUGGUGAGACAGCCUGUGCCCUGCAGUUGCCUGUGGUCCCAGAGGAUAAAGUCUGUUUCCUUUUGAAGGACAUACAUGUAGAUCAACCUGGAAGGAGUAGGCCUGGCCAUCAGUGUGCGACUCCAUUGCAAAGUGCUUGCUGCAGAGUUGCCUUGCCUGACACAUGACACAGUUAGUGCUGAGGGGAGCCGGCAUCUGCUCUCACCCUCCUUUGCUGAAGAAGUACGCGUGGUGAGGAGGUGCCCCCUUACUGACCCUUGCUGGGGAUGGAUGGGUAGUGGAGGCUCCUGACAACAGCCACCUUUCCCAAUGAGGUCAUGAGGACCUCAGUGCUGUAUGAUGGGGAAGGAUAUAGCCAUUUUUGUACCAUAGAUAAUAAAAGGAGAAAACCCUACUAAUUUGAUGUAAAAAAGAUUCAAAGUCAUAAAUAUCUCAAACUGAAAGCAAACCCCAGAAAGGCUAGUUUUGAAAUUGGAGGUAAUUAAUUCCUCAUGCGAUGAGCUGAAAUUCAACCCAGACAGCCCUUUUUUUGUUGUUUCUUUCAGACGGUUUACAGUCCAGUGGAAAGUAAAACCAUGCGAUCCCUUGGUGUGGUACAGUUUUACUAUGUGUCUCUUUUUGUGAUUUUGCUCAUUUUGAUCACUUUUUACGUGAACAUGCAUAUAAUGAAUGCAGCUCCUCUUGUCCAUGAGAUUUAUUUUACCCCAAGGAUCUCUCCUCUCUCCAUUGGUAGUCAAAUUGCUAGUGCAUUUCUGCACAAAAGACAAGAUCUGCAGACUAGAGCAUCGAAGGUGAAUCGCGACAUUAAUUUGAAAUUCAGAAUUAUCUUUAACUCAGAAAAAAAAAAUGCUGCUGUUUUGCAAAUCAAACCUGAGUUCAAAGUCAAAUAAUAAGGUUUCGACUCCAUAUUCAGGGAACCGUGAGCCUCCAUAUUGCCCUGACCUUUGAGGGUCUUGUUCUUAAACUCUCUUCUGCAGUGAAGUCGAAAAUCUUAUUAAUUCCUAAAUGUGGUGCUCAUAUUCUCAACUCCACACCCUUGCCUUGUUCAUUCUCCAAGCCUGGCAUAUCCUUAUAGCCAUUCUUAUUUUGUCCUCCACACCCUUGCCUUGUUCAUUCUCCAAGCCUGGCAUAUCCUUACAGCCAUUCUUAUUUUGUCCUCCACACCCUUGCCUUGUUCAUUCUCCAAGCCUGGCAUAUCCUUACAGCCAUUCUUAUUUUGUCCUCCACACCCUUGCCUUGUUCAUUCUCCAAGCCUGGCAUAUCCUUACAGCCAUUCUUAUUUUGUCCUCCACACCCUUGCCUUGUUCAUUCUCCAAGCCUGGCAUAUCCUUACAGCCAUUCUUAUUUUGUCAGUGGGACUGUCCACUGCAAUUAAGAUGUGCAAGAGAAAAAUAAAGGUUUUUUUCCUCUAUAACCAUCUCAUAUCCUGCAGGAGCCUCUACCCUUCUAAGUAGUAGGAGAGAAAAGGAUAACUAAGUACAGAAUCCACCUUCAAUCUUAGCCCCAUAGUACCUUCGAGUCUCUCUAGGUAAACCUGUCUUUGGUGAUGAUUGUUAAGCCCCUCUGAUUUCCAUUCCCGGUCCCCUGCUUGCCUUUAGGUAGUGGCUGGCUGUGGUGGAGUGGACACAGCACUUGCUCUCAUGAGCUAGUCCCUGGAUCUACAUCAAGAUGGUGCCUGCAUCUAUGGAUGGAUUCUGGUCCUACCUUGGCCCCUGCCGCGCUGAAGCUCCAGCCUUGCCCCUGGGUUUUAUUGGUCUAUUUUUCUGAUGUCUGCAGCUGACACACAUGUCACCUAGUCUUUCUCAGCUGGGUGGCUCCUCUUUGUCGAUGCAAUGCCCUCUUGGUCUUACACCCACUCCCUGACUCAGGCACUCUGCUUGGGCUCUGCCAGGAGAUCAGUGUGCCCUGCUGGAUCCCAGGGCAGACCUGCUGGCUCUCAGCUUGGCGCUGAGGGAGCCUCUGGAGUAGACACUAGCCCUCCCUACCUGCUACGUGCUCUGUCCUCUCCCCUCUGCUGGGUUGCCUCAUGUCUCACUCAUGUCCGACUCUCCAUUACCUAGAAGAAUUUCUGGUACUUUGCUCAGUAAGAUGCUUUUGCAAUUGAACUGGAUUGUGGAUUCCUUUCAGUGGGCUGGUCCAUGCUUUAUUUGGCAAAUAGAUGCCAAUGGCCACUAUUUUCCCAAAAUUUUAUGAAGCUAAUGGUCGAUACACCCAAAGCAGAGGGAUCUUCUUAUCCCCAAAGCCUGGCUUUCAGUGUUGUUUUAACCCUUCUAAAAUCUCAAGUUUCUCUAAUAAAAACCACGGUAGUCUGAAGUGCUGGAAUUUGGAAUUUCUGCCUUCCUCGAGUGCUGAUACCCCAAUUUUAAGGAAUGUGGGGAAAGGGAAAUAAAAAGUUCCCCAGACGCUGCUGGAGUUUUUAGUUUUAUUUGAACAUAUUUGGUGGGAGAAAGAAAUGAGAGUGUGUGAUGUAUUUUCUUUCUGAUUUCUUCUCCUUUGUUGUUUUUUGUUUUAUCUGAGCACCUGUAGAAAAGUUUCCUUAGAACACUCCCAUGUGGGGAAGUACCCAGUUUGAAAGCUAAGCCAAGGAGGGAUCUAGACGGUUUGAGCAGACGGUCCCAGAGGCUCUGGGGAAAUGAACUUUCUCCUGCUGAGUUGUGUUGGGAUGGACAGGUGUGAUUACUUUCCCCACCCAUCAUAAGGGUCAUGGCCACCACUUCUAACAAAAGACAGAUUAACAAGAGAAAGCAUAACAAAUGUAUUUAAUCAAAGUUUUACAUGAUGUGAGAGCCCUUAAAGAUGAAUAUUCAAAACCCCAGGGAAAACUGUUUUUAUGCUUAGACUUAAUGAAGUAUGGACAGCCAUGUAGAACUGUGACCUUAUUGGCAGCAGACCAAGCGGGGAACCCCAGCAAGGCCUUUCUGUGUAGCAUUCCUUCCGCCUGGUGAUGGGGCAGGACCCCCCUGGAAUGAGGGUUUUCAGGGGGAAGGGAGAAGGAAGAGAGUGAUUCCUCUAGAUCAGUUUGUAGGUUUUCUGGCUUGCUUUUGGAGAGAGGGUUCUAGUUUUUAUGACUCCACCUUGGGGAGGAGGAAUUCUGGUUUCUAUGAUUCACUUCAGAGGAGGAAGAGGGAUGGGAGACAGGGGGAUAGAGAAGAUCAGAGGGACCUUGCUUGUGAGAUUUUUCCAAUGUCCUUCAGUUUAAAGUCCUUAGCACACCAAAGUGCUGUCUUUGGGAGUAUCGUGCUCUCAGUCCCAGCAUUUGUAAGGCCAGGUGGAAGAGGGCUCCUGGAGAUGCGGGGACGCUGGUUCAUUAACUCACACAACUGUUUCUUGAGAGUCCUGGUGCUGUUUGACCCUGCGCACAGAUUAUCUUCAGAGAGAAUGACUGUCCACGAUGCUGAUGCCGCUUAGGAUGAGUGAGGGGAGUUUGCAAGGGGAGAAGGAUGCAGACAGCCCCAGAUGUUUGCUUGGAGGCCCAUACUCAGAGAUCGGAACACUGUCCAGGGGUGUCUUGUGGUACAGAGGGCAAGAGACAGAGUGCGCUGGUAACACCAUACAUGUCUUAGCCAAAUGUCUCUUUUUAUAGAGCUUUCCCUUAAAAGUUGCCUUUUCUGGCAUUCUUUGUCAAGAGAAUGUACUCUUUUCCUUCACUGCUGUCUUUGUGACUUAAAGCUGUGAAUGGUUUCACAUUUUGAAGUUCAAUUCUAGAUAGGAUAUCAAUGUUAAAACUGGAAACUGAUCUAGAGGAAACCUUUUGAAUCAGAUGUGCUAUGUCCCUUUUAAAUUUGUGUUCGUUUCUAGUAAGUGAGCAGCGCUGGGAUUUCAGGACAAGUUUGGACAUUGGAAAUAGUGUUGAAAAUUAAUGAAGUCCUCUCAUACCAGCAGUGUCUUCCUGACUGACUGUUUUAGGACUAUUUAAUUUUUAAUGGUGAUAUUCUUUCCUGAUUUUAUAGCAAGUAAGUGACUUUAAAUAUGAACACACUUAUUCUUUUUCGGCACAGUAUUUCAAAGUUUAAGCUGAGUUUUUAAAACUUACAGUUUUUGCAUUCUUAAAUUUUUAUAACUAUAGUGAAGCAGGAAAAUGUAAAAAUUUGGGUUCAGUUUUCUUCCUGUGUAUUAUUAUCUCAUAUUAUUUCCAUCCAAAAUGGUAAAUUUAAUUGGAAGCUCGUGUGUGUGUGUGUGUGUGUGUGUGUGUGUGUUAUCACCUUUUGAGGAAAAAAAUGAAAACUGGUAGGAUGGUAGAAAAUGGGGGCAAGAGGAUCAGGUCUGUCUUAUGGAACAGGAAAGUAGGUGGUUUAACUUGAUUCACAGUUGCUGUACUGAUAAAAAGGGGUUGCUAUUCAUGAAAUAGUAGAUCUUUUGUAUCUAUUUCAUCUUUAUUAUUUCAAUGAUCUAAAUGCACAUGGUAAAUGACACUAAUUCAUGUGCUUUGUGUGGGCAGGAGUUCAAAGGCCUCAUCGGCAAGAGAUCCGGGAACCGAGUGGGAGCAGCCCCCACACUCGCCCCGCUACACACUGACUCUGUAAUAAACUUGCUUCAUCAAGCAACUCCAUAACUUUUAUGGGGAGAAAUUAGGACUCAAUUAACGUCAUUAUCUUCCUCCUUUGGGGCCCACUUUAAAGCACGGCAGGCCUGAAAAUGGCCUAGAAGGAAUAGAAUUUGGUGCUAACAGAGAGCUGCUGUUAAAAGCAUGCAGAGUUUCAGAGAAAGCUCAGAUGCAAAGGAUAAGUUAUGAUCACUUUAAGGGUCAGGAAGUAGAAUCGGUUUGUUUCAGGGUGGAAGGAUAUGGCAGAGCUGUGUGGAAGCUUAAGUUGUACAUAGAGAGCCCUGAGUCCCCAUUCCAGCUCCACUCCAGACUGUGUGGCCAGCUGUUCCCUUUUCCGGACCUCAGCAGAUAGAGCUUGGUAGAGCUUCUAAGCUCUAUUCACUUCCAGCCGGGAAAGGCUCUUUUUACCGGUAGGUGCAUUCCAUAAUGCUGUACGGCAACCAGCUGAGUCUCAGAUUUUAUUUUCUCCAUGAUUUUAGUUAACCUGAGGGAAUGACUGGGGUUCCUACUGUAACGCGUCAGUUCCAUUGGCACCGAGGGCCAACAUCACAUGCUGAUGGUUAGUGGGUUAGUCAGUGCUGGUGGGGACCAGCCCUUCUCCUCACUCGGAUUGACUGUUCUUCAGGCCUUAUUAUAAUACCAGUGGAUACAGAACCCACGGGUCAGAGUUCAGUCUUGUCUCCUCACUCUGAGCAACGUGAAGCAGUCUAACUCCCAGCAGGCAUCAUGUCUGCUGGUGACGAGCAGCAGGGCAGAUGACUGAUGUGGAACUGUGUGACAUCAUCCAAUUGUCUAUCUUCAAACAGAUUUUCAGCUCUGCUAGAAGAAUGUAAAUUUGAAUUUUAGCAGUUUCAUUUCAGGCUACUUUACUUUUUUGGAUUUUUUUCCCCUAUUAUUUUAAAUUACAAAACGAUAAACCAUCAGUCUGAGAUUUUGCUAAAAAUGUUUUGGCAUUUCGAGCUGGUUUUUUUUUUUCAAUAAAGUUAUGAGACAUUCUUUGCCAAAACAGACACUGAGGUUUGUUGUGAAAGUCAUUGAGAUACAAUUUAAGCCUAGCGCUGUUUUGAGUCAUUUGAAAUUGUUUGCACUUUUCCCCCAGUGGUCCAGUUUCAAAUGGAAUAAACUUGGAAAACUAGGCUGCCAUCACCUAUAUGAUCCUGAAAAAUACUUUUGAAAGGAGUAAUAUCUUACAUAUCCUAUACAAAUAGACCACAAAUUUGGGCUCAUAAUUUGAUGAUUUAAUGGAAAAAUCAUUGUAUUUUAAGUAACAGUUAAUUAAUCUGAGUAAAUACUCUGGUUGCCCAUUAGUAGGUAGGCAGCAUGGAAUAUAAGGUGCUAAAAGGUGAAAUAUCCCAUGAGCCUCAGUAUUGCCAAGGACAGAAAUCAAACACAGCAAGGUCUCGAUUCUGCAAAUGAUCGUCUCAUACUGUCUCCUUUUAAAACUUCUUCAAAGAGUGGGAGAAAGUAUAUAUUUAUAGAUGAGAAUAAAUAUCUAAAUAAAAUUUAAAAAGCGCUAAAGAAAGAGACUAUAGGAAUGUUGUAUAUUGAUUCAGGUCUAACAAAUACAAAACCAGUCACUGGUGAGGAAAGGAUCUUGGCACUGUCUUUAGAAGUCUUUUUAAUAUAUGUUUCUAUAAAGUUGGCUGUAGAAAACUUUUUCCUGUGGAACAUAGUGUUAGAGGUGUACAUUUUCAAAAGAGAAGGAAGGAAAUAGUCCCACUAUGUAAUAAAAAUCAGUGUUGAGAUGGAAGUGACUUUUAUAAAUCACACGUUUUAGGAUAUAUGUUAUACUUUUCUGCCUAAUCAUUCUAACAGUCAAAUACGUAGCAACGCAGGCACUGCAUGGAAAAUGAACAUAAUUUACAAUCAGUUGCAUCCUCCCAAGGCUAAACCUUUGGAUUGCCUCAAGUUUGACAUGAGAGAAAAUUUAGCUAAAUUUAGUCUUUAGGAUAAAUAAAUAGCCCUCGUGAGGGUCUCUAGCUUUCAGCUGCCCUUGGGUUCUGGUGGGAGCCAUCUUGGACUCUCUUGGUGCUACUGAAGUGUGUCUUCAUAGUCAGUGGGAUCCACUGCAGCUUCCAUUUGAAGAGCCUACUUAUUAAUGUCAUCGCAGUUUUCUGAACAGUGGGUUUCCCUUGUUAAGCAGGAGUCACUGCACAAAGAAAAUGCUCCUCAUAUUUUCUCAUUCUCCCCUUCACUUCCAGGAACAGGAAAGAGUGGUAGAGUCUCAUCCAUUCAAUGAAUAUUUGCUGAGCAACUGUAGCUGCCGGAUAGGGUGCUAGGUGCUGGCACAUAGGCCUGGCACUCACAAGGCUUUCUGGAAAAUAUAACAGGCUGAUAGUCUCUGCCAGGCUAAAAAUCUUUCUUUUCAGAAUACUGAAAAAUACAUAUUAUCAGCGUAAGUGGCCUAAUAGCAUAAGUAAUACCAUAUAACUUGUUGAGCCUUUAGCCUAUUCACUGCCUAAUCUAACACAUCUUUUCCACUUAAAAUAGGAGACAGUUUAAUGGAGCUGACUAGUUCACAGCUGAUGGGCUGUGUGCUCUGUCAUGUUAGCUGCUGUCUGGAGAGUUUCAGUACCCACCGCAGGUCUCAGUGAGGGGUGUCAUCUCUGUCCUCUGAUACGAGAGUCACUGACACACAUGGACUCUAUGACGUGGUAAGAAAGGGUAAUGGAGAUGUCUUCUGUGAUGUAGACACUUCCAAAUUAAGUGUCAGAGUCCUUAACAUUUUGGAGAAAUAUAUAUGAGCCAAUACAUUAAUCGCAAAAGGGAUAAUAACAGAGCCACUUUGCUCCAUGGAUGUGAGUGUGACUGGAAGGACAUAUACCCAGGAACUGGCUGGGGUGUGAGCUCAGGGGUGGCCCAGGGUGGUGAGGGCUGCAGCUUUUGAAAUUUGGGGAUAUCCCAUAAGAAAAAGAAAACAAAAAUCUGAAGUAAAAAUAUAAUAGCUCUCAAAACAUUCAAGUAUGUUAAAAGCCAACGAUUAUCACAAAAAUGAUAACAUCCAGAAUGGUGUAAUAGUUGUACUAAUGAUCUCCUGGAUAUCCAACCUCAUUAAUGCAUUUUCCCUAUAUUUUUGAGCUGCACACUCUGACUACCUCUUCAUAGGACAAUUUGUAUUAGAUUUUCUGUGGAGUGAAUAAGAAGACAAUUUUGCUUUUCCUCUGGCAUGGUUGAUCAGAUUAACUUCUUUUGCUAUUGAUAAUUUUCAAGUUUCUUUCAGCUUCACACAUUGCUAUUAGUAAGGUCUUGUUAGACUCAAGCAAUCCCCCCGCCUCAGCCUCCCACGUAGCUGGGAUUACAGGCAAGCACCACCAUACCCAGCUAAUUUUUGUAUUUUUAGUAGGGAUGAAGUUUCACCAUGUUGGCCAGGCUGAUCUCGGACUCCUGACCUCAAGUGAUCUGUCUGCCUCGACCUCCCAAAGUGCUGGUAUUACAGGUGUGAGCCACCGCACCCAGUCAGAGCAUUGUAAGUUUUAUAUGAUCUUCAUCCAUAGCAGUAAUUUCAUGUCAGACAGCAAAAAUAAAAAAAAAAAAGUAAAACUCUGUAGUCAUAUGAAUCCACUCUUCUUGUUAGAUGGAAUACCAAAUCUACGACCUCCUUCAUGAUUUCUGCCCAAUAUCUAUCUCUCCUUCUUAAGGAAUUACUGAUUUUGCAUGCUUAGAAAAUGUUUUGGUUACAAUUUGCUUUUUUUUCUUCUUCUUAGAGACAGGGUCUUUGUCUGUCACCCAGCCUGGAGUGCAGUAGUGCCAUCUCGGCUCACUGUAUCCCUGGCCUCUUGGGCUCAAGCAGUCAUCCUACCUCAGCCUCCCAAGUAGCUGGAACUCCAGGUACAUGUCACUAUGCCUGGCUAAUUUUUUAAAUUUUGUUGUUGAGUCGGGGUCUCACCAUGUUACUCAAGCUGGUCUUGAACUCCUGGGCUCAAGCUAUCCUCUGGCCUCGGCCUCCCAAAUUGUUGGGAUUACAGAUGUGAGCCAUCAUGCCUGGACCAGUUUGCUUCUUUAUGUCAGAAUUGUUUCUGUUGAUUCCAUCUAAAAAUAAAUGAGAUGUCCUUACCUGGUACAGUCAUAAUUCGUGUGGUACAUAUUAAAGCUUUUGCUUCGAUCAGCAUUGGUGAGAAAUGAAAUUCUCUCAUACGUCUGAUUGGAAGAACUUUCGGCUGAGUAGUUUCUGGCUCCAUAUAUUUUAAACCUUGUUUCCCCCCCACUACCUACAUACUUUAUGUGCCAAGUGCCACGGGCUCAUUCCCAUCGCACAUGACCCCUCUGGCCUUGCACCUUCAUCUUACACAGGUGAAUCAACACAGAGAGCUGUGGAAGUUUUCCUGGAAAAACUUCCUACCAGGAUAUCUGGGACUUAACUGUGCAUGGAAGUAACCAUAAACCACACAACUCAAUUCCACUAUAAACCCCAAACCAAGUGUAUUUCCAAUUCAAUGUACCCCUAGGCCAGCGGUUCUCAGCUACUGGGAAUUUUGCCCCGCCAUGGCCUCAGAUAUUUUUGGAAAUGUCUAGAGGCAUAUUUGGUUGUCAUGACCAUUUUGGAUGGUGUUGGUACUGCUGGAAUUGAGUGGGUAGAGGCCAGGGAGCCUAGAAAUAUUUUACAGUGCAUAGGGUAGCUCCAACAGAAAUGGGGAUCCAGCCCCACAUGCCAAGAGUGCCAAGGCUGAGGCAUCCUGACUGGAAGGGUCCCCUAAAGGCCACAGCCACUCCAGUGCCCUCCAAUGUGAGCAGAGCUGUGAUGAAGGUGAGAGGGGAAGUGACUGCAGUUAUCACUGAUAUCAGCUAAAGUAGUUUGAUUUCGCAAAUAUUGGGAAACAGCAACCACAGGGGCAUAAACACCUUGCUAGGGAGUCAGGGGCUUUGGAAGGAGCCAGAAAGUGAGGUGCCCUGAAGCUUCAGCUUCAUUCGUUUUAUAGUAAUAAAGUUUAAAGACUUUUUGGUGCUUCACGUUGGAUUCCUUCUUCCCUGUGUUCUCCAAAGAUACAAUGUGCGUUGCGAAGAUAAGGUGGUAAGCGCCCAUUAGGCACUGAGCCGGGAGACUCUGCCAUUUUUCUAACCGCAUAGCCAACUGCUGCAGGCGGGAGGUGGCCGCAGCUGGUCUGUGCUUUUCACCUGAGGUCCGGACCCCUCACAGAUUUCUCACAGGCCCUGCUUCUGGGGGAUGGUGCUGGUUUCUUUGCUGAGAUGUUGGCCCAUUAUGUUUUCCUUCACCAAAUUUUCCCCAAAUGUAUUGUCUUUAUUAUGUCUGAAUCCACAGUAGCUCUUUAAAAUAAGGCUUUUCUCCUUCUGUUGAUAAAGUAAUCAUGCAUAUGGAAGAAAAUUUAGAAAGUGCAGAAAAUAUAAAGAAAGUAAAAACAUCCUAUGAAUCACUGUAAUUGGUAUCACUGAUUAACAUUGUGGUGUAUGUAUUUCCUCUAAUCAUUUUCUGGGAUGUAUGCGUACGUGUGUUGUAUCAAGUUUUCUGUCUUUAUCUCUUGUUUUAUUUAACAUAUCUCAUACUUUCUGUCAUUAAAUAUUUUUUGAAAUAGGUAUUUUUUCAUGACUGUAUGAUAUUCUGUCCUAUGACUAUAUUGUAAUUUAUAGAAACAUUUUGCUUGUUAGAUGUUAUAUUUACUCCCUGUCUCCCACAUUUAUAAAUAAUGCUGUAAUGAACAUCCUUAUACAUAACGCUCAGACCACAUCUUGAUUAUUUUCUUAAAAUGAAUUCCAAGAAUUUGACUUCUGGGCAAAUAUUGAACAUUUAAGGUACUUGAUCCCAGUAACAGAAUUAUUUUCCAGGUUACAGUGUAAUUUAAAUUUGAUUCCUGAUGUCAUCUUGAUGUAAACCCAGGAAGUUUAAUGAGAAAAUCAGACCUCAACUGAAAUAGCCGUGAUUACGUAAAACAUAUGAAACUUUCCCGCCAGGAACACACAAUGUUUGAUCUGAAGGUGGCUUGAGACACUGCCUCAUUUUAUGUGAGUCUGAAGUGAAGCCUCCAGAGGCAAAGCACUCAACUGGGGGUGAACAGAAGAUGGGUGCAGGGAUGGGAUGUGAACUACUGAUGCUAAUGUCAGCAGAAUAUUGUUCGAUUUUAAAAUUGAUCACUAUAUUUUACGUGGUUUUCAACUUUCUAUCUAUCUGAACAUAGCAAUUCCAUAAAAUAGGCAAGGCAAGAGUUGUGAUGGCCAAUUUGCAAAUGAGAAAACUGAAGCCCCAAGACACUGGGAGCCCUGUGUGUAGCCCUGCAGGCAGCCUGAAUCCUCUGUUCCAUCAUGCCAGCAUCUUUUGUUUUUUGACUUUUUCAUAAUCACUAUUCUGAUUGGCAUGAGAUGGCAUCUCAUUGUGGUUCCGAUGUGCAUUUCUCUAACAGUCAGUGAUGUUGAGCUUCAUAAGAUGGCAUCUCAUUGUGGUUCCGAUGUGCAUUUCUCUAAGAGUCAGUGAUGUUGAGCUUCAUAAGAUGGCAUCUCAUUGUGGUUCCGAUGUGCAUUUCUCUAACAGUCAGUGAUGUUGAGCUUUCUUUCAUAUGUUUGUUGGCUGCAUGAACGUCUUCUUUUGAGAAAUGUCUGUUCACAUCCCCACUUUUUAAUGGGGUUGUUUCUUGUAUGUUGGUUUAAUUUCAUUGUAGAUUCUGGCUAUUAGACCUUUGGCAGAUGGGUGGAUUGCAAACAUUUUCUCUCAUUCUGUUCACUCUGAUGAUAGUUUCUUUUGCUGUGCAGAAGCUCUUUAGUUUAAUUAGAUCCCAUUUGUCAACUUUUGCUUUUCUGUGGUAUUUCUUAAAGCUCCUCAAAUGAUUCCAGUGUGCGGCCAGGGUACAGAACACUGCACUCCACCUAGGAUAGCAUAAGGAUUCACCUGUCCUGCCUCCUCUGAUCAUUUUGUAGUCUUGCCUGGAGGCUAGUGUUGAGAACGAUUCUGAUGCCUUCUUGUCUUAGUGAGAAAGUGAGCUGGGACUCACUUUCUAUAAUGUCUGCCAUGAACUAGACUGGGGAAGGACAUCAAAAGUGUCGUUGCUAUCUUGGUACUACAUCAUAUUGCCAUUGCGUUUAGUGUCUAGAGAGCAUGUUUUCCUUAAAGACCCUUAAAGACAAGGGUACAAGCAGGAGUUAGUGUGAGGGUAUGACUAACAACCAGUCAUGAAGGUUCUAAAGCAACUUGCUAUGGCAUGGUAAGAAUUUCAGGAAUAUUUUCCUAGCACUGUUAUCGUCAACACAAACAUGAGUCAGGCACAGGAUUGCCAGGUUAUAUUUUGGAAUAUGUCUCCAUAGAACUCAUGAACUGGCCUUUUAUUUUGCUGGUCUUGGGAUUGGUUCUGAAACCUUCCAAAGUACAUUCUAAACAGAAUGGCAAAGUGAAGACAGAAAGCUCCGUGUGGCUUUUGGGGACUCGUGUUAGUUUGCUGGGCAAUCCUAACAAAAUAACACAGGCUGGGUGGCUUCAACAACAGAACUCUUCUCCCAGUUCUGGAAGCUGGAAGCUCAACAUCAAGGUGUCAACAGAGCUGGUUUCUUCCGAGGCCUCUUUCCUCAGUUUCUCACUGUGUCCUUCCAUGGACUUUCCUCUGCAUGUUUGCAACCCUGGUAUCUCAUUGUGUCUGAAUUUCCUCUUCUUACAGAGACAGCAGUCAGAUUGGAUCACAGCUCACCCCGAUGAGCUAAUUUUAACUCACAUCUUUAAAGAUCUUAUCUCUAUAGACAUUCUCAUCCUGAGUCACUGAGGGUUAGGGCUUCAAUAUGCGAAUUUCAGGGAGACGUAGUUCAGCCCACAAUAGGGCUGGUCCUUGUGAAGCCUCGCAAACUAAUGCCUGACCUUGUUUAUUAGGGGCGGAGGCUUUGGGUUAGGACCAUCUCAACCAGGGGCAAUUUAUCCCCCAGGGGACAUUUGGCAAUGUCUAGAGAUAUAUUUGUCAUAUUUAGGAUCAGGGGUUGCUAAUAACAUCUAGUGAGUAGAGACCAGAGGUGCUGCUAAAUAUUCUAUAAUGCACAGGACAGCCCCUGUGCCCCCAGUAACAAAGAAUUAUGAGGUCCAAAAUGUCCCUUGACAUUUUGCUGAGGUAGAGAAAUCCUAGGCUAAAUCGGCUUCAAUUUGAAUCCCUGUGACGACACCUGAUACAUGUGUGAAUGUACACUGCAUCUUUACAAACAUCCUCAUCUGUAAAGUUCUCACAGUGGGUUAAACGAGAUAAUCUAUUACAGCUCUUAGCACAUAGCCUGACUCCUGGGAAGCUCUCAACAGCCUUUAAGUGCUCUAUAGAUUUCUCACCCACAGAUGCCUCACUAGAGAGCUCAGGUUGGAAUUAGCAUUGGAAGCAUCCAGCAUGAGAAAAGAGGGACAACCCAUCCAGGCACAGGGAGGUAAUUGGGGCCACGAGAAGGCAAAGGUCACAACCUGCAAAAAUAGACUACAUUCCAUAUCUUUGGAUGUUUUCCAGUUUUAAAUGUCUCCUUCACUGGGCGAAAUAUGGCUUGAAUUAGGGGCAGCCCUUUCUCUGAAUGUAAAAGGUUACAUCAUGCAUUUCCAGUAUCUGGGCAGCUUGCUGCUUCUUCCUUGAAAUCAUUUUAGUAGAGAAUUGUUGGGCACAUCAGAAUUCUUGCUCACCGUGUCAGAUCCAGAAGGUCCUGGAGGAAAAGGGAGAGAUAGACAGAGGAGUAGAAAACAUUUGUUCAAGCAGGGAAGACUGUUUGACAUACACCAAUAUCUGCAGAGUUUUCUGCUAAUUAAAACAGUCAUUAGAAUGCAUUUUCAUAUGAGACUCUGUUCUGGCAUUUGUACAGAAAGAGUGACUUGAGCCAUAAAGUGGUUUUGUCCUCUUUCAUUAACUUCCUACACUCUACAAAGUGUGGUCGUUGGACCAGCAGCAUUUGCUUCCUGGGGGUGGGGUUGUGGGGAGCUGGUGAGAAAGGCAGAAUCUCAGGUUCUACUCUGGGGACCUGGGGAGGUAGGACCUGCAUUCCAGUGACAUAGCAAGUGAUGCCUCUGCAGCGUGAGAAGAGCUACUCUAGGCUGUGAGCCAUUUCUCUCUCCCCCUUUUACUCGUAUUUAAUGGUUUCAUGGAUCUCUUACACUUGUAUUUUUUAUUGUGGGCCACCUCAAAUCCUUUUCGGGCCUUGAUGUUGUAUAAUAUUUAGUAAAUGUUAAGUACCAACUGUCCUCCAAACCAGGGUUUGGUGGUCCAGGCAUUUUCACAUGUAUUAGAGAAAUGAUUUUAAUAACAGCUUUAUGAAGGAGAAAGAGGAGCCAAGUCGUUUUAACUCAAUUCAGUGUUAAUAAGUAACCACCAUUAAUUGAUCAUCUACUGUGUAUUAGCCCUGGAUAUGCAAACUCACUCAGUCCCCACAAAAUUCUCUGAGGUGGAUGUUUUUAUCUCCAUUGUAUUGGUUAGGAGUGGAAGCUCAGGAAGUUCAUAUGCUCUGAGGAAGGGGGCCUUUGCUAAGCAGUGGCUUCAAGGGUUUUCCCUAGCUCCUAUCACCAGCACCAAAACACCCACUAAAAAUAAAUCUGAUAAGUAAUUAUACAAUUGAGGUCAUUUUGCAUACAACUGUGCAUAAUAAAUAAAAUUGUGCUUGUGAUACAAACGUGCUUCCAGACACUCCCUUUCUUUCCACUUGCUUAUUCUCCCACUGCCCUUCCGAAGGGACCUCUUGGAGUGAAGCUGCUCCCAGCACCACUUUGCUUCACCACAGUGACUCCAAAGUUUUGGCUGGAAACGAAGGAAGUGAAAGUUCUAAGUUACUUGCCAAGUGCUUUUUUUUUUUUUUUUUAAUUUAAAAAAUGUUUGUACUUAUUAAAUUUCAACAAGUGUCAGUAGCCAAGUGUCUUAAACUCAGGAAGACUUUGGGAAAUUUUCUACGGCAUUACAACAGACCUUCCAAGGAGUCCCUCAACUUGCCAGUCCAGAGUCAUCCCCUGUCUGGUCCCUUUAAACAGAAGCCAUGUGAUUGACUCUCCUGGAGCGUGUUGCUCUCCUUCGAUUAUGAUUUUAAAAGCCCAUAUGACACUGGUGUGUGGACUUAAUAUCUUUCCAUUAUGCUCUGGGCAGAGGGAAGGUCCCAGCAUGGGUUUCUGCGACUGAAGGAAGACUUAGAAGACCUGGAGUAGAAGGAGUCGAGAUCGUUAAGUGUGGAGGUGUGGCAAGGAAUUGCAAGGAAAGCCUGGGCUGUAGAGUCAACCAAGUUCGAGUCCUGGCUUUACAGCCUGCUGGAAACCAGGGCUUGGGCAUGUGAGCUCAUCUCAUUGAACAGGGCUCAGGCAUUAAAAUAUUUUGAAAUAUUUAAUUGACAAAAAUUGAAUGUACACGAGAUGUACAAUGUGAUGAUUUUAUAUAAGUUUAUAUUAUUUAAUAAUUGUCACUAUCAAAUUAACACAUUCUUCACCACCCAUGAUGUAUGUUAGAUGCCAGAACUUGUUCAUCUUAUAACUGAAGGUUCAUACACUUUGACCAACAUCGCCCCAUUUCCCCCAUCCACAGCCUGUAGCAACCACCAUUUUUCUUCUCCUUCUAUGAGUUUGAGAUUUUUAGAUUCCACAUAUAAGUGAGAUAAUACUGUAUUUGUAUUUGUCUGGCUUAUUUCACUUAGCAUAUGUCCUCCAGGUUCACCUAUGCUGUAACAAAUGGCAGGAUUUCCUUCAUUUUUAUGACUGAAUAAUAUUCCAUUGUGUAUACGUAGCACAGUUUCCUUAUCCAUCAUCCACCGAUGGACACUUAGCUUGUUUCCAUAUCUCGGUGAUUGCGAAUAAUGCUUCUAUGAACAUGGGAGUGCAGAUAUCUCUUUGAUAAAAACCCAAUCUCUUAUCCAAAAACCCAGUAAUGGGGCUUCUGAAUCAUAUCAUAAUAGUUCUAUUUUUAACUUUUUGAGACUCUCCAUACUGUUUUCUGUUGCAGUUGUGCUAAUUUAGAACCCACCAGCAGUGCACGGCUCCCCUUUUCUGCAUCCUUGCCAGCCCUUGUUAUUUCUUGUCUUUUUGAUGGUAGAUUCCUAACAGGAGUGAGGUGAUGUCCCAGUGUGGUUUUGAUUCUCAUUUCCCUGAGGAUUAGUGAUUCAAGCAUUUUUUUAUGCACUUAUUGGUGAUUUACAUGUCGUCUUUGGAAAAAUGUCUAUUCAGGUCUUUUGCCUAUGUUUUGAUUGUGUUGUUUCUCAAUCUUUCUGUGUGUAAUUAUAAUGAAGGAUCUGAUAUGCAGUACAGGCUUAGUAAGUGUUAGUUCUGAUGGCACCAAUGAUCAUGACAGUGAGAACUGAAAUCUCAGAAUAUGGAAAUAUUAGACUGUGGUAUUCAUCUCUAGGGAAAGAUUCCUUAGAAACAGUCAUCAAACAAACAGAGGUUUUCAUGCAGAGGUGGUGCCUGCUUUUUCUGUGCUCUGAUACGCCGAGUGUGGAAACCACAGAUACUGUCCAAAUGUAGUGAAUAAGAAAAUGUGCCUAGACGUUAGGCAGCCAGGGUUCCAUCUGGGUCAAAUGCAUCCUGGCUCCGUGACUGAUCAAAUUGGCCAGUCUCUUUGAGUCUCAGUUUAUUCCUUGUAAAAUGGGGAUAAUAAUACUAUGAGACUCAAGUUUCUAUAAGGACUGUGCUUAACGUAGUGCCAGGCAUGUACUUUAAGUAUUGUUAUUUGAAUUUACAUUUAAAUACGUGGCCAGAACUCCCAGGUCUGAUUAGUUCCUGUGGAAUGGCCUACAGAGAGACCUUACAGAGUCUUUCUUGUAGAUGGCAUUUCAUGAGCAGCAAAGGUUGUCAGUGUGGAAUGAUUCAGUGGGAUUCCUGCUACACCAGAGUUCCUGGAGACUCAGACACAGAGAAGGAACACCUGCGGGCAGCCUCGUGUCCCAUGGAUACAGAAUGCCUUUUGCAUGAGCCUCAACUGCAGAGUUGCUCAGCAGUACUGUUACUAAAACUGGUCAUCUACUUUCUAAUUUUCUCUGCUGCCAUAUUGCCCGUCCAGGUAAUUUCCAUGUUCAGUAUUAAAAGGUGGAUACUUCCACAUUGGUCUUCACUUUGAUAGCAUGUUGUUUCUUCAUGUUUUACCAACCUGUGUGAUCAGAGCUUCUUAUACAGAGGCUUUAGGGUGGGCUGUUGCAAAACAAUCCCUAUGAACACCCAUGUAUCAUAUUAACAGUAUGAUUCUGGCACAUUUGUGUCUGAAUCAGGAAUAGAAACAAGACCUUUAUGAUAAUAGCUUAAUAUUUUCCCUCUUUGCACCUUGGCUUAUUACCCAUCUGAAGUAAUGUCAUCUAUCUAUCUAUCUAUCAUCUAUCUAUGUAUCUAUCAUCUAUCUAUCUAUCUAUCAAUCAUCUA